Messenger RNA from Bursaphelenchus xylophilus (pine wood nematode), 842 nucleotides. The record is from the annotation of a GenBank genome assembly. NCBI's taxonomy places the organism in Eukaryota, Metazoa, Nematoda, Chromadorea, Rhabditida, Aphelenchoididae.
AUGGUAAGUACCUGUUUUAUUGGUGCUUUAGUAAAGCUUUUCUUGUAAUUGUAUUGAUCAUGAUGAAUAUCGUAAAACUCACGUUUACCUCUUUGUUUUCAGGGUGUUGACAUCAACCACAAGAACGACAGGAAAGUCCGCCGCACGGCCCCCAAGAGUGACGAUCCCUACCUUCGUGUGUUGGGCCAAGUAAGUCGAUAUUUUACUUGCUUGUUUACUGUUUAGGUGUACACAUACUUGAGCCGCAAAACCGAUGCCAAGUUUAACAAAAUCGUCCUAAAGCGGUUGUUCAUGGCUCGUCGUUUCCGCCCUCCACUUUCUCUCCAACGUGUUGCCCAAGAACAGAAGCGUGCUGGAAACGAGGAGAAGAUCAUCGUCGUUGUUGGAACCGUCACUGAUGACGAGAGAAUUGUUGAGAUCCCCAAGAUUAAGGUGAGUUCAUAUUUUAUGUUUUGUUUUUGCUUUUUAGUGUUUUUUGAGCUAAACAAAGCCUUUUUGAGCGAUUUGUGAUAUUGUACUAGAGAAAUUUAUGAUUUUUGGUAUUUUUCAGAGGUUUGACGUUUGUUUUUCAGGUUGCUGCUCUUAAGGUCACCACCGCCGCUCGUCAACGCAUCUUGAAGGCCGGAGGGACCAUCUACACCUUCGAUCAAUUGGCCCAGCUCUCUCCUCGUGGUGAGAACACCGUCCUCGUGCAAGGUGCCCGCAAACGCCGCGCCGCUGAGAAGCACUUCGGCAAGGCUCCCGGUGUUCCCAACAGUCACACCCAGCCCAUCAUCGCCUCCAAAGGACGCAAGUUCGAACGUGGUCGUGGACGCAGAAAGUCCCGGGGAUACAGAAACUAA